GCAGAGUUCAGAAGCUGUACUGCAGGGCGUAUCCGGAUUACAAAUUGCAAGUCCAGAAAGAGGAGGAGCAGACAGCAACUGCGGUAAAAGGGAAUCACACGGGCCGGGGCGCCUUGCCGUCCACAUCACCAUCCGGCAUCCAUGCUGAUUUGGUUUGGAGGAUGAGCACACCAUUCUGUUCUGCUUGCCGUCCCAUGCGCACUUGCUCAGCUUUGGUGCCCGGCUGCCCGUCGGUUUUAUCCUUAUCCGACCUUGCUGUUUUCACCACGGCUGCUGGGAUAUUGGAAAGCAUAUUGCUAGAAUAUUACUCGACCAAUUGCACACACAACAUGCCAAAGAUGCCAUUCCUAGGAACAGCCAUCCAUCCUUAAAACCUGAAGCAUCGAUGUUUACGACGGAACCUAAAGACAACCAAACGUUUUUCUUGUUUCAUUGCUGUUGCCACACAGGCACAAGGCGGAGAGAUGGAAGGAAGGGAGGAGGUGAAGAAACAUGUGGAAAUGUUACAGCUGGCUGGUGUUCAAUCUCUUCUAUCCAAUGGAGGAAAGGAAGUACCUCUGUCCUCCAUUGAAGGGAAGGUGACCUGCCUCUUCUUCUCAGCUCACUGGUGCAGGCCAUGCAGGAACUUCACCCCAAAGCUAGUCCAAAUCUACACAAUGCUCCGCAAUACUGGCAAGAAUAUCGAAAUUAUCUUCAUAUCACUUGAUCAUGACGAGACCAGCUUCUUGGAUCACUUCAAAAGCAUGCCAUGGCUCGCUCUGCCAUUCAACUCCAGCCUAAGGAGAAAGUUGUGCAGCCAUUUUGGAAUUGAGCACAUCCCCGCAUUGAUUCCUUUGUCAGUAACACCAUCUGGUGAGUUAGGAUUCGAAGAGGAUGCAGUGAAGCUGGUUGAGGAGUACGGAGCAGAAGCAUACCCCUUCAGUGUAAAGAGGCGAGGGGAGCUGGAGGCCAUAGAUGAUGCCAGGAGACAAGGAGGUAAGCUUCAGGAGCUUCUUGGCUGCAAGGACAGAGACUAUGUCGUAAGUGCAUAUGGCACAAAGGUUUCUAUAGCUGACCUUACUGGCAAGACUGUCGGCCUGUAUUUUGGGGCACACUGGUGCCCACCUUGCCGUGCCUUCACGAAACAGCUCAUGGAGGUGUACAAUGAACUGAAAAUCUUGAGACCUAGAAGCUUUGAGGUUAUCUUCAUUUCUAUAGACCGCAGUAAAGAGGAAUUCGAAGAAAGCCUAAGUGCAACACCAUGGCUUGCCAUCCCUUACUCUGACACUGCUAGGCAAGAGCUUACAAGAAUAUUCGCUAUCAAGGGCAUCCCAGCGCUCCUGAUACUUGGUUUGGAUGGUAAAGUUCUAAAAACAGAUGGCAGGACAGCAAUCUCAACUUACGGUGCAACAGCAUUCCCAUUCACAGAAUCUAGAGUUUCUGAGGUGAAUGAAGCACUCAGGAAGGAAGGAGACAAGCUGCCACGCCGAGUGAACAAUCCACGACACAGGCAUGAGCUUGAGUUGGACAUGGCUAAGGCCUAUGUCUGUGAUGAAUGCCAGCAGAAGGGGAGGUACUGGGUGUUCUCUUGUAAGCCAUGUAACUUUGACCUCCAUCCCUCCUGUGUAGGAGCAAGUAAUGCAGAGAGCAUCUAAGAUAUGUAUAUAGUUAAAAGUAUGCAGUUUUAGCAUCAAUGUAGACUGACAAAAUGCUUCUAUUGUACUCUAAAGUCUAAAGGACUCGAUGAAAGCAAUGGACAAGAGUCCUUCGCUGAAUGCAUCAACUACAUGGUCAAAGGAAAUAAGCAAUGAAUUUUAAAGAUUCGAACAGCAUUAUGUUUA
Messenger RNA from Setaria italica (foxtail millet), 1820 nucleotides. Its product is annotated as probable nucleoredoxin 3. The transcript has 3 exons. Gene Ontology annotation, molecular function: thioredoxin-disulfide reductase (NADPH) activity. The coding region runs from base 465 to 1634 and encodes 389 amino acids. NCBI's taxonomy places the organism in Eukaryota, Viridiplantae, Streptophyta, Magnoliopsida, Poales, Poaceae. The record is from RefSeq and is a predicted model, not a curated record.